This is a messenger RNA of Micropterus dolomieu (smallmouth bass), 1413 nucleotides long. Its product is annotated as CD209 antigen-like protein E. The record is from RefSeq and is a predicted model, not a curated record. Bases 58 to 804 code for a protein of 248 amino acids. NCBI's taxonomy places the organism in Eukaryota, Metazoa, Chordata, Actinopteri, Centrarchiformes, Centrarchidae. The transcript is spliced from 6 exons.
CUGCAGUCUGCACUGCAGAGCGGACCCUUUAGGAAACUGUUGGCCACCUUAUGAGCGAUGGACGAAAUCUACGCCAAUGUUGAACAUGACAAACCUGUUGCCCCAAGACCUUCACCAUAUCGGAAAGGUCCCAGUAGCUCAGAGAGAAGAUUUCAUGGAGCUGUUGUUCUCUGUCUGGGACUGCUGAAUGUUUUCCAGCUGGCUGGGCUCAUCGGCCUCGCUGUCCACUCUGCAGAUCUCUCAGCCAUCAAAGCCAACCUGACUGAGCGUCUCCAGGCCAGCGUCAACAUGUCAUCUAGUCUGACUCAAGAGAGAGAUCUGCUGAACAUCAGCCUUGUUGAAAUGACUAGAGACUUGAACAAGCUUCAGAUUUCAUCGUUUCUUACAGAACCAUCUUGUCCUGUUGGAUGGAGGAUGUUCAGUUGCGCCUGUUAUUUCCUCUCUAAUGAGUCUGGUUCCUGGGAAAAGGGUAGAGAGGACUGUAAAACCAGAGGAGCAGAUCUGGUGGUCAUAAACAGCUCUGAAGAACAGAAGUUCCUCUCUAACUUCACCAAGGAAGAAAUUAUGGCUUGGAUUGGUUUGACUGAUCGUAUCAAGGAGGGGACCUGGAUGUGGAUUAAUGGAGCUCCUCUGUCUCUACAACCUUUUCAGUAUUGGCGGAGUGGGCAACCUGAUAACAAUGGAGGACAUCGUUCGCUUGGGGAAGAGGACUGUGCCCACAUCAUAUAUGGAGGGGAGGAAAACAACUGGAAUGAUUUGUCAUGUGAAACCGAUAUGAGAUGGAUCUGUGAGAAAAUGGUUUAGCAUUGGUGCAUUAUUGUGUGUUUGCUGCUUCUACUGCUUCUAUAUUAUAUUUAAACAUAAUUCCUUUGCACAAGUGUGUAAGGUUUCAUACAAUUUUACUCACAGGGGGCGCUACAGUAACAUUAAUGAUAUUUCUACAAUUCUGGGAAUUUGGUGCACAAGUUCACCAUAAGCAUGUGCACAAACAAGAAGCUGGACAUCUUGUGGCCAGUUAAAAAAUACUUUGUGUUUUGGUGAAUAACUCCUGAACUGUGAGGCAGAGACAAAGCAUUCAAAUGUGGUGUUAAUAGCGUCACCAUGUGGUUGGUUGGUAAAACAUUUGACCUUCAUUUCAGAGUAUCAUUAAAAUACAUUGAGAUUCUCAAAGGUGUACCUGUGUCCCUUGUACUUAGUGUGAAAAUGCACAACUGUAUGUUUUCACAAAUUACAGAACUUUGAUUAAUGUACACAUCAAUCACCAGAAGCAGCUGCAGAAGAUGAAGCAACCACAUGCAUUUUCUUCUAGGAAUGAAAAUAUUGUAGUUUGGAGAUUAAAAGUUAGUAAAUUGUUUUUAUUGUAAAGUAGAAAUAAUGAAAGACAUUUGGAAUGCCAUUUACCUACAAAUUAUG